GUCAAACAAACCGAACUGGAAGAUUCUCCUUCGUACUCAACCUCAAUUCGACCAACCCAAAUGAUUUACCUCUUUGAAAUCGGCCAAAUCUUAAUUAUAAUAUGAUGUCUGAACGCCCCCUGUACACGCCUUUGAUUGAUAAUGCCGGCAUCUCGCGACAAUUGAUGCCGUUACGUCAUCUGGCGCUUAAUGAAACUUAACGUAUUCCUCAAAACUAUCCAAGAAACCCGCAGAGAAUUCCAAUAAUUCCAUAUCAGCUUGCAUAGAACUCGUGAAGGGUAUCGUUGCGGUCGGUGAGAUGCUGCCAAUAGCUGGUAGUUUCGUAAAAGGUCUUGCCGGUGUUGCUGUCGUGUUUCUAGACAACCUGGAGCGACUUGCAAAGAACAAGGAAGAUAUACAGGUCCUCGCCAGGGAUAUCACUGAUGUCGCGAUAAUCGUUCGCGAUGCCAGUAUCAAGAUAUCCGCAGAACCUAGGGGCAUCGAAGACGUCGCAGAUCUCAAAAAUGCUUGCUCUGAGUUCCAGAAGUUCCUAUCGGACCUCACGACUAAGGUAAUCGAUAUUGAGCGUAGCAACUACAGCCUUUGGAAGGAUAUAAAAAAGUUCUUAACUUCGAGAGAUAUUAAAGAGAUGAUUAAUGGACACCGACAAGUAAUGGAAGGCGCGAGGUCCAACCUUUUGCUUGUAACCUCGCUCUAUGAAAGAGCGAGACCACUGAGAGAAUCGGACAAGACUAACGAGGAACGGCGUAUAUUGAAAGCAAGAGGGAGGAGAAAACGGGAUGUAGUCGACUACGAAGGAGGGGAUGGUGGUGGUCGGAAGGUCAGAGAGAGGCGUAUCCCGAACUAGCGCUAAAUAUGUAAGUACAUGACGUGAAAUAUAGUACGAUCGAAGGAUCUAUG
This is a messenger RNA of Desarmillaria tabescens, 900 nucleotides long. RefSeq lists its product as uncharacterized. Lineage: Eukaryota; Fungi; Basidiomycota; Agaricomycetes; Agaricales; Physalacriaceae. The record is from RefSeq and is a predicted model, not a curated record. Bases 299 to 847 code for a protein of 182 amino acids. The transcript is spliced from 5 exons.